AAUAAGAACAAAGAUUCCUCAAUUUUCCAACAUCGUCGUCAUCAAUCCAUCGCAUUCCCCUGAUUUCGUUUUCCCCUUUUCAUCUAAAAUCCCCGGGACGCGCUUUGUGAGUUCUGAGUUUGUCUUCUGGCCGGAAAGUGCUUGGCUUUCACCGGCGGCUGGUCGGAAAUGGUUUUGCAGGAGAAUACCAACUGGCUCUACGAUUACGGGUUCGAAGAUAUCAGUGUUGCCGAUACGAAUUUUUCUGUUUCGGGUUCUGGGUUCAGCUGGUCCGCGCAGACCUUGAAUGGUUCGUCUUCUCUCAGUGCGGAACUCGAUGGAUCAAAGGAAACUGGCUCCAAGAAACGGUCAAGAGCUGAAUCAUGUGCUCCAUCGAGUUCCAAAGCAUGUGGGGAGAAGUUGCGAAGGGAUAGGCUAAAUGAUAGGUUCACGGAAUUGAGUGCUAUUCUUGAGCCUGGCAAGGUUCCUAAAACCGACAAAUCUGCUAUCCUAGUUGAUGCUGUACGUGUGGUGACACAGCUACGUAUCGAAGCUCAGAAGUUGAAGGCCUCGAAUUUGAAUCUACAGGAAAAGAUUAAGGAGUUGAAGGCUGAGAAGAUUGAACUUCGGGAUGAGAAGCAAAGGCUUAAGGCAGAGAAAGAGAAGCUUGAGCAACAGCUGAAGACCAUGAAUGCACAACCUGGCUUCAUGCCUCCUGCAAUACCUGCUGCAUUUGCUGCUCAAGGUCAAGUCAGUAAAUUGGUUCCCGUCAUUAGCUACCCUGGGGUUGCCACGUGGCAGUUCUUACCUCCUGCUGCUGUUGACACCUCACAGGAUCAUGUCCUUCGACCACCUGUUGCUUAAGGCGUUUCCAUAGCCGGCCUGCAAAAACUGGGCUGCCAUUUAAUCUCCCAUUUACUUCGUUGCUGACCUUUCAAUCUGUAUCUUUCUAGUACUUGAACUGGAUUUGAUGUAUGGUGGAAGAUUUACAUGAUCUUCAAACUAAUUAGUUGAUGCUGGCUUUAUUGUAAAUUUCAAUAAGUUUGCCCUACAUUGUCAUUUGCUCAA
This is a messenger RNA of Ipomoea nil (Japanese morning glory), 1047 nucleotides long. Its product is annotated as transcription factor ILR3-like. Gene Ontology annotation, molecular function: DNA-binding transcription factor activity; protein dimerization activity. The record is from RefSeq and is a predicted model, not a curated record. Gene Ontology annotation, biological process: regulation of DNA-templated transcription; intracellular iron ion homeostasis. The coding region runs from base 169 to 843 and encodes 224 amino acids. The transcript is spliced from 5 exons. Lineage: Eukaryota; Viridiplantae; Streptophyta; Magnoliopsida; Solanales; Convolvulaceae.